AUGGCAGCCUGGUACGACUGCCUCCUCUUGAAGGACAGGACCCUGACAGAUUACGAGAAGGAAAAGCUGGACCGUGUGAACGUGAGAGCCGGCAGCGCCGAAGGUGGCGAUGUGACUAUAGGCCCAACGGACAGUCUCUUCACCAGACCCAUGUAUGUGCCGUUAACGCACUACCACCAUCUCGACGCCCUAUUAGCCAUCAUGGCGUGCUACGUCUCCCGAGAGUGGAAAGUUUGUGCGACUAUCCCAGUGACCCCAGGCCCUGUUGUUAGGAGUUGUUCCCCCCCUCUGUCUGGGACGGGUCAGAGUGACCCCGUCAGGCCCCACUCACUUGUCCCCGACAACUCAGUGCACCCUCGGUGCAAUCACCUGGUGGUGCGGGUCGGAUGGGACCCGAAGGGCCCUGCAGACAGGCAGGGUUCCCCCCACGCGCCUCGUCCCAUUCACGUGGCCACCGUAAGACCCCGUAGAGCUACUAAUUUGUCAGGAAGAAAGAAGAAGAAGAAGAAGAAGGUGCAAGACACGGGAGGCCAGCCGAGCGAGAACCCGAAGACGAAGGAAGAGACAGCGGGCCGCCCUCCGUCCUUCACGACUGGCCACCGGCGGGGGCGUAGAGAGCCUACUAAUAUUGUCAGGAAGAAGAAGAAGAAGAAGAAGAAGAAGAAGAAGAAUAAUAAGAAGAAGAAGAUGAGGAUGAUGAUUCCUCCUGCCUACGGAGCAAGAAAAAGAAGAAGAAGAAAUGAGGACGAUGAUGAGGACGAGGACGACGACGGACGACGAGAGGAAUACGACCCCGCCGAGCGCGAGCCUCCGCCUACGACGCCUCGCAGUCCUGGUUUCAGCGCGGCUCAGGUCCUGGAACAGAUAUCCUCCAGCGUCCACCAAGAAGACAAAGAAGACUACUGCGAUUCCGAAGAGGAGGACGUUUCGGAAGAUGAAGACGGCGAGGAAUACAACCCCGAGCGCGACGCCGACGACUACGAAGACGACGACGACUACUCGCGGUCGUGCUCCUCUUCGGAGGAAGAGCGAGAGGGAGACGCGGCCGCUGCCCGAGUGCGAGACAUCCAGCCAGACAGAGAGCGAGCCAGAGACAGAGACCGAGACAGAGCCAGAGAGCCAGAGCGAGAAAGGGAGACGUUGCUGUCAAAAAACGGCAAAAUCAAAUGGUCCUCCGCGGCCUAUCGCGGCCCGGACCGGCCCCGCGCCGUCCGCAGGCCCGGCCCCGCCGUGACGCCGGGCCCCACGGCCUACGCCGAGUCGCGAGCGAUCGACAUCGCGUCCUCCUUCCGGCUGUUUGUCACACCGGCGAUAGAAAGGAUAAUUGUGGACAUGACGAAUCUGCAGGGGGUGAGAAAAUACGGCGACGGCUGGCGACCCAUGGACUCCACCGACCUGCGCGCCUACGUAGGGCUGCUGAUCCUAGCCGGCGUCUACAGGUCCCGAGGCGAGGCCGCGGCCAGCCUGUGGGACGCCGAGAGCGGCAGGACCGUGUUCCGCGCCACCAUGCCGCUCAAGGUGUUUCACAAGUACUCGAGGCUGCUGCGAUUCGACGACCGCCAGUCGAGACCCGCGAGACUCGCCACCGACAGACUGGCGGCCGUACGAGAGGUGUGGGACCUGUGGGAGGAGAGGCUGCAGGCCCUCUACAACCCGGGGCCCGAAGUGACGGUGGACGAACAACUGGUCCCGUUCAGAGGACGCUGUCCUUUCCGACAGUACAUUCCCAGCAAACCGGCCAAAUACGGCAUCAAGUCGUGGGUGGCCUGCGACGCCAAGUCCAGCUACGCUUGGAAGAUGCAGGUGUACACCGGCAAGGCGGCCGGCGGAGGCCCCGAGAAGAACCAGGGCGCGCGCGUGGUCCUCGAUCUGACCGAGGGACUGCCGGCCGGUCACAACGUCACCUGCGACAAUUUCUUCACCUCCUACGAACUCGGGCAGCGGCUCCUCGAGAGGGACCUCACCAUGGUGGGCACGGUGCGAAAGAACAAGCCCGAGCUCCCUCCCGCGCUGCUCCAGUCCAAGGACAGACAGGUCUCGUCCUCCAGGUUCGCCUUCACGCCCACCGCCACUCUAGUGUCCUACCUGGCAAAGAGAAAUAAGAACGUGCUACUUCUGAGCACGCGGCACGCGGAGCCCGACGUUAGCGAUCGCCGAGACCGGAAGCCGGCCCUCAUCCUAGACUACAACCGCAACAAGGGCGGCGUGGACAACCUAGACAAGGUGGUCGGGACCUACAGCUGCAGACGGAUGACCGCCCGCUGGCCCCUGGUCAUCUUCCACAACAUCCUCGACGUGUCCUCCUACAACGCCUUUGUCAUAUGGCGAGAGAUCAACCCCGACUGGAUGCCUGGGAAGCGGAACAAGAGGAGGGUGUUCCUGGAGCAGCUCGGAAAGGCGCUCGUGAAGCCCUUGAUCCAAAGAAGGCAGCGUCUCCCCGCACCGGCCGCGUCCGCGCUCGUCAAAGUCCUACGGGGCGGCGUGUAUCCGCCGACGAGGCUCGUCCGCAAGCCCCGGAGCGAGCCGCCGGCCCGGCCGCCGCCGCAGUCGCCACCCGGCCGCCCCGCUGGGGGCGAGUAA
Oncorhynchus masou masou (cherry salmon) is the source of this 2580-nucleotide messenger RNA. Its product is annotated as piggyBac transposable element-derived protein 4-like. The coding region runs from base 1 to 2580 and encodes 859 amino acids. Lineage: Eukaryota; Metazoa; Chordata; Actinopteri; Salmoniformes; Salmonidae. The transcript is spliced from 4 exons. The record is from RefSeq and is a predicted model, not a curated record.